This is a messenger RNA of Nanorana parkeri, 3325 nucleotides long. It is a transcript of the gene WDR6, whose product is annotated as WD repeat domain 6. Gene Ontology annotation, cellular component: cytoplasm. The coding region runs from base 26 to 3325 and encodes 1099 amino acids. Lineage: Eukaryota; Metazoa; Chordata; Amphibia; Anura; Dicroglossidae. The transcript has 6 exons. Gene Ontology annotation, biological process: tRNA methylation. The record is from RefSeq and is a predicted model, not a curated record. Gene Ontology annotation, molecular function: protein binding.
GAGAGCUGUUUGAUGUGCCUUAAAGAUGGAGUCUGUCCUGCUGGUGGCCCCGAUUACUGCGUUGGAGUUUGUGGGCGACCAUCUCCUUGCUGGUGAGGGCCCCAACCUAACUGUCUACAGUUUAAAAGCCAACGGCGCUAACCCACCAAGGAUUCAGCAAACAGUGCUCGGAGGUUACACCAUACACGGCAUAAAGCCCACUCCCACAUCAUGCCGGGCAGAGGACGUGUGCCAGCUUUGUGUGUUUGGGAGCAAGGGGCUGGUUAUCCUGAAGUUUAACAUCGCCGAUCAACAAGUACACCUGUCUGAAGUCUGUUCCCUUCGGCGUCUUCACGAUUGGAUAUGGGAUGCUCAGUGGCUUCACGAAGGCCCACAAGCAGCGGCCUACCUGGGCUUAGCCUUGGGCCACAAUUCUGUGGCUCUUUAUGAUUUUCGUAGUGGGAGGGUCUUGAAGGAAGUACACUGCGCUGAGAAAUGCAUCUUGUAUUCUGCCCAUUUUGUGGGCCGAACCUGGGAGGAGCUCACUCUGAUUUCCGGAACUGUUUUCAACCAACUGGUUAUUUGGGGGAUGUGCGACCAAACAGACCAGGAAGGAAGAGUGGAGCCUCGAAGAAGGAUCAGCGGCCACAAUGGUGUGAUAUUUAGCAUCUUCUAUAUGAAAGGGAUGCUGGCCUCGGCUUCUGAUGACCGCAGCCUCCGGGUGUGGAAGGUUGGUGAUCUUGCAGACUCUGAAUCUGACGUCCAGUGUCUUCUCGUGUUGUAUGGACACCAGUCGCGGGUUUGGUCUGUCAGGCUUCUCCAAGAGAACAUCGUCAGCAUUGGAGAAGACUCGGCCUGUAUUGUCUGGAGCUACGCUGGUGACAUUGUUCACAACUUCAAAGGCCACAAAGGUCGCGGCAUCAGGGCGGUCGCUGUCCAAGACCAGCUCGGUUGGGUGGCGACUGGCGGAGCAGACUCUGGUAUUAGGCUUUGGCAAAUAAAAGGCAGAUCGUCUUCAUCUAAUGGGCUUGUAAACUUACAUUUUAAUGCCCCUGAAAGAACCGGAGCUCCCAAGGCGAUUGCAAUGAUAGAUACAAACUGUCUUGUUGUAAUGACGGACGUGGGUUCCAUAUACAUGAAUGACCUCCUAAGCAAGCAAUGGACUUUCGUCCUGGCGGAUGAGAACUAUCGCUCAUAUAGUCUCCUGGAUGUGUUCAAAUCUUCCACGAACGUUCUGUGUGCCAUUGGCAAUAUAGCAGGGGGUGUUAAGAUCUUCUCGGUGCCCCAUGAUGGCCAUUGCCCAGAGCUUAGGCUUUAUGACGGUAAAGUCCACAACUUGACCUGGGUUCCGUCACCAUGCUUGGCACCAGACCGGUGUCACCUUUUCAGUUCAGGUCCCAAUGGAGUUACGGUUUGGCUCGAAGUCACCUGUGUUUCAGGCCACGUCAAAUCCAUCUCGGAGAAGUGUCGUUUCAGUAUGCCCGCCUGCAAGCAGAGGUGGCACACCAGCAUAGCCUUUGUGCCUACCGAAAAUGUGAUAGUUUGUGGCGAUCGCAGAGGGUCGUUGAUGUUGUUUUCGGUGAAGGUCGCUGGCAUAUGUCAUGGUGAACAUGCAAUGACCACGUCUUUACCAAGUGAUUGUCCACCAUCUACCGGUUCCUCUGUCGAUUCGGUUGCUCUGGAAGGAUCCUUGCUUCCUACUGUGUCCAAUCCACCAGAACAAAUUGAAGAUCCAGUGUUUGUACUGUAUGGAAUUCAUGGCAAGCUAGGAGUAACCUCAGUCAUCUACCAUGACGGCUUUGUGUACAGCGCCGGCCGUGAUGGACUUUAUCGUCAGCUGAAGGUUGAAGGAGGCCAGUUAAUUGUCCUCCGCAAACUGAAGUCCUGCAAGGGCAUGGAAUGGAUCGAACGUCUCUCCUUUAUGCCGGACGGCAGCUUACAGAUCCUCGGCUUCCAUUCCACCGACUUUGUGGUCUGGAGCACGAAAACCAACGAGAAGCUUUAUUGUGUUCCCUGCGGAGGAGGACACCGAUCUUGGAGCUACAAGAAGGAAGGUCCUGGUGAAGUUUUUGCCUACAUCAAAUCUGGCGACAUACUUGCCUACCAGAGCCAGCCAGCUGAGAAGGUACAAAGCGUGCUAAAGGAGCCACUGCACGGCAGAGAAUUGACUUGCGUUAAGUAUGCUGGAAACGUGAAACUCAAAGAGAGCCGCGUCCAUGUUCUGAUCACAAGCAGUGAGGAUACCACGGUUAGCGUCUUAGGUUUUAAUGAGGUUUCAAAAGAGAUUUGGCAACUUUCAACCAUCAGUGACCACCUGUCCAGUGUGAGAACAUUGGCUUUGGCCAAAACCAAAUCGCAGCCAUUGGAGAAUGGCGUCCUUUCCUGCGUGCUCUUCACUGCUGGGGGUAGAGCACAGAUAGAGUGUUACCGACUUCUGGUGCAAGCGCAGGAGGAUGUAGGCUGCGUUACGUGUCAGGUCAUUCACUUGGCCUCCCACAGGCUGGACGAACAUUGGGACAGGAUGAAGAAUAAGCAUCGGAGGAUUAAGGUGGAUCCGGAAACCAGGUACAUGUCCAUCCGAGCCCUGGAGGACGCUGCGCUGGGCCCAUCGUCCGCUUGUCUUUUCCUGGCAGCUGCCUGCAGUGACGGAUCUGUAAGGUUCUUUAUGAUGUGCGAGGAUCUCCGGAGGAUGAUUCUUGUGGCGGAGACCUUUUAUCACCAGCGAUGUGUGCUGAAAGUGGAGGCAUUUGUACACCGAUCUGCAGAUUCUCACAGAGUCUGGCUAUGCAGCGCCUCAACUGAUGGCCGCAUUGCAUUCUGGGAUAUAACCAGCACUGUAGAAUGCGCUCAGAAGAUGCUUGACGGUGAAUACACGGAUGACCAACCUCAGGACUUGGGAUCGGCCCGCUCCACCCUCUCCGUUCACCAGAGUGGCAUCAACAGCCUCCACAUACGAAAGACGACGGAGGGUGACUACCUGCUGGCCAGUGGGGGAGAUGACAACUCCAUCCAUAUCUGUAAGCUGGAUGCGGAUGGUCAAUCUCAGGACGGACAGACGGGAUGCGUCCGCCUGCUCCAAUCAUUCUCCGUCACCUCCGCGCACGCUGCUCACGUCACCGGCCUGCGCAUCCUACGGCAGGACCUCCUGGCCUCAGCCUCGGUGGACCAGCGCCUGACCCUGUGGAACCUCGGCUCGGACGGCCUCCAGCAUCUCGCCACCAGGUUCUGUCACGUGGCCGACGUGUCCGAGCUGGAUUGCUGGCAGAGCGAGGAUGGGGGACACUGGUGUGUGCAGUGCGGACAAGGAUUGGAGAUCGUGGUGUACAAGCACUCGACGUUCCUCUGA